Messenger RNA from Euleptes europaea (tarantolino), 2452 nucleotides. It is a transcript of the gene CPT1C, whose product is annotated as carnitine palmitoyltransferase 1C. The record is from RefSeq and is a predicted model, not a curated record. Gene Ontology annotation, molecular function: carnitine O-palmitoyltransferase activity. Gene Ontology annotation, biological process: carnitine metabolic process; fatty acid metabolic process. Bases 110 to 2443 code for a protein of 777 amino acids. The transcript has 19 exons. NCBI's taxonomy places the organism in Eukaryota, Metazoa, Chordata, Lepidosauria, Squamata, Sphaerodactylidae. Gene Ontology annotation, cellular component: mitochondrion.
AAAGGAUCCCUUGCUUCUAUAUGAACCUGCCGAUCAGCAAAGAUAAUCUACAGAGGUCUGAUUCUACAUGCACCCACUUUCAAAGCCAAGAAGCUAGAACCGUCCCGAGAUGGCGGAGGCUCACCAGGCCGUGGCAUUCCAGUUCACUAUCUCUCCAGAGGGCUUUGACCUUCAGCUGAGCCAUGAAGCCCUCAAGCAGGUCUAUCUGUCGGGCCUGCGGUCCUGGAAGAAGAAAAUCAACAAGUUGCGGAACAGUUUUGUGACAGGAGUAUACCCUGCCAGCCCUUCCAGUUGGCUGUUCAUGGUUACUGCUAUCUUGGUGACCCAAUACUCUCGGCUUGACCCCUCCAUGGGCAUGAUUGGAAAGAUCAAGGAACACCUGCCGGUCAGUGACUACCUGUCAGAUCAGGGUCAGAACAUACUCAGUGCCUUGGCCUUUUCCACGGGGCUAUGGCUGGCCCUCAUUGUGACUAUGCGCAGCAUUCUCAGGCUGCUCUUGUGCUACCAUGGAUGGAUGUACGAGGAAUAUGGCAAGAUGUCCAACGUCACCAAGAUCUGGCUGGCUCUGGUGAAAAUCUUUGCUGGUCGGAAGCCCAUGCUGUAUAGCUAUCAAGCCUCGCUGCCUCGUCUGCCUGUGCCGGCUAUCAAGGAUACUGUGAGACGAUACCUUGAGUCCGUACGGCCUCUUAUGACGGAUGACGAGUUCCAGCGUAUGACGUGUCUCGUCCGCGACUUCGAACGGUCCCUGGGACCUCGUUUGCAGUGGUACCUCAAGCUUAAGUCUUGGUGGGCGUCCAACUAUGUGAGUGACUGGUGGGAACAGUACAUUUACCUCAGCUCACGAGGCCCUCUGAUGGUCAAUAGCAACUAUUAUGCGAUGGAUUUCCUAUUUGUUACCCCAACUCCAGUCCAGGCCGCUCGCGCUGGGAACCUUGUCUAUGCCAUGUUGUUGUACCGACGGAAGCUCACCCGAGAGGAGAUCAAGCCUAACACAAUCCCUUCUUCCUGCAUCCCCCUCUGUGCAGUUCAGUGGGAACGUCUCUUCAACACCACCCGGAUACCUGGGGUGGGGCUGGACCGAAUACAGCAUUUGAGAGACAGCAAGCACAUCGCAGUAUACCACGCCGGGCGCUUCUUUCGGGUCUGGUUGUACCACAACGGGAGGCUGCUGCAACCUCGGGAGCUUCAGGCGCAGUUUCAGUCGAUUCUGGACGACUCGACGCCACCUCUGCCUGGCGAAGAGAAGCUGCCGGUCAUGACUGCUGGAGAGAGAGACCCCUGGGCCCGGGCCCGGCAAGCCUACUUCCAGUCGGGGAAGAACCAACAGUCUCUGAGCAUAGUGGAGAAAGCCGCCUUCUUUGUCACCCUGGACACCAGCGAACAAGGGCUGCAGGGCCCCAAGCCAGCUCAGGCGCUGGACGCCUACGCCAAGUCCCUGCUACAUGGGCAAUGCUGUGACAGGUGGUUUGACAAAUCUUUUACGCUGAUAGUUUACCGCAACGGGAAGUCUGGCUUGAAUGCCGAACACUCCUGGGCUGAUGCGCCUGUCAUUGGUCACCUAUGGGAGUAUACCCUUGCCACAGAUUCAUUCCAGCUGGGCUAUGAUGCCAAUGGGAACUGCAAAGGUGACAUCGAACCUGGCAUUCCUGCACCCCAAAAACUGCAGUGGGAGAUCCCACCAGAGUGCCAAAAGGUGAUCCUGCAAUCCUUCUCUGUGGCCCAGGCUCUGGCCAACGACAUCGAUUUCUACAUCUUCCCCUUCAAAGAGUUUGGCAAAGGCCUGAUCAAGAAAUGCCGCUGCAGUCCGGACAGCUUCAUCCAACUUGUCCUGCAACUGGCUCAUUUUCGGGACAAGAAAAAGUUCUGCCUCACUUACGAAGCGUCCAUGACACGUCUCUUUCGGGAGGGCCGCACGGAGACCGUCCGUUCCUGCACAAUCGAGUCUUGCAACUUUGUCAGGGCCAUGGUGGAUCCUACCCAGAGCAUUGGCACAAGACUCCACCUGUUCCGUGUGGCAGCUGAAAAACACCAGAACCUUUACAGGCAGGCCAUGACGGGCGAGGGCAUCGAUCGCCAUCUCUUCUGCCUCUAUGUCGUCUCCAGAUAUCUUUGCCUGGACUCUCCCUUCCUGCGUGAGGUGCUGUCUGAGCCGUGGCGCCUCUCCACAAGCCAAACCCCCAUCCAGCAACUGGAGCUGUUUGAUCUCAAGAACCAUCCAGACUACGUUUCGUGUGGAGGUGGAUUUGGGCCGGUGGAUGAUAAUGGAUACGGAGUGUCAUACAUCAUUGUCGGCGAAGAUCUCAUUAACUUCCACGUGUCCUGCAAAAUCUCCAGUCGAGAGACGGAUGCACACCGGUUGGGAUCCCACAUUCAGCAAGCAAUGCUCGACAUCUUGGCCUUGUUCCAACUGGACAAAAGCUCCCCCGGCGGCAGCGGCAAGUGACUGAAUAAA